Messenger RNA from Vespa velutina, 493 nucleotides. Its product is annotated as histone H2B-like. The record is from RefSeq and is a predicted model, not a curated record. The transcript has a single exon. Gene Ontology annotation, molecular function: DNA binding; protein heterodimerization activity; structural constituent of chromatin. Lineage: Eukaryota; Metazoa; Arthropoda; Insecta; Hymenoptera; Vespidae. Gene Ontology annotation, cellular component: nucleosome. The coding region runs from base 76 to 447 and encodes 123 amino acids.
UCGCGAACUUCAUUCAACGUUUUGGUUUCGUGUAGUGUUGUUGUAUUCGACGAUAACUUCAAUCAAUUAUUCACUAUGCCGCCUAAAGCUAGUGGUAAAGCUGUUAAGAAAGCUGGUAAAGCUCAGAAGAACAUUAGUAAAUCCGAUAAAAAGAAGAAGCGUAAGAGGAAGGAAAGCUAUGCUAUUUACAUCUACAAAGUACUUAAACAAGUACAUCCGGACACUGGUAUUUCAAGUAAAGCCAUGAGCAUUAUGAACAGUUUUGUCAAUGAUGUUUUUGAACGAAUUGCCGCGGAAGCAUCGAGAUUAGCUCAUUACAAUAAACGUUCGACGAUCACUUCUCGAGAAAUUCAAACUGCAGUGCGUUUGUUGUUACCUGGUGAGCUCGCAAAACAUGCUGUUAGCGAAGGUACUAAAGCUGUGACCAAAUACACGAGCUCAAAAUAAAUGAUUAAUAUUGUGGAAUUAUAAAACCGGCCCUUUUUAGGGCCAC